This is a messenger RNA of Penicillium verhagenii, 933 nucleotides long. Its product is annotated as putative mitochondrial oxaloacetate transporter (Oac). Lineage: Eukaryota; Fungi; Ascomycota; Eurotiomycetes; Eurotiales; Aspergillaceae. Bases 1 to 933 code for a protein of 310 amino acids. The record is from RefSeq and is a predicted model, not a curated record. The transcript is spliced from 5 exons.
AUGUCGACAACUACUGGAGCAUUCCUUGCCGGAGGCAUCGCAGCUUGUGGUGCCGUCACCGUUACCCAUAGCUUCGAGACUGUGAAGAUUCGGUUACAGCUGCAGGGUGAAUUGCAGGCAAAGAGUGAGGCUGUCAAGCUGUACAAGGGUCCUUUGCAUGGUGUCAAGGUUAUCCUUCAAAAUGAGGGUCCUCGGGGUCUUUUCCGUGGAAUUGGAUCUGCCUACAUAUAUCAAGUUCUGCUAAACGGCUGCCGUCUUGGCUUCUAUGAACCUAUCCGUUCUAACGUCACAUCCACCUUCUACAACGAUCCCAAGGUCCAGUCACUCGGCGUCAAUGUCUUUGCCGGUGCGGCCUCUGGUGUUAUCGGUGCUGCCGCUGGCUCUCCUUUCUUCCUAGUGAAGACUCGUCUCCAAUCAUUUUCUCCUUUCCUUCCCGUCGGUACCCAGCACAACUAUAAAAACUCAUUUGAUGGCUUGAGCAAAAUCUACAAAAGCGAGGGUAUUAAGGGAAUCUACCGUGGUGUCGGCGCCGCUAUGAUUCGUACCAGUUUCGGUAGCGCUGUCCAGCUCCCGACGUAUUUCUUUGCGAAACGCCGUCUGGCUCACCACGUGGGCAUGGAAGAAGGCCCUGCUCUUCACUUGGCGAGUAGUGCCGCCUCUGGUUUUGUGGUGUGCUGUUUUAUGCACCCUCCUGAUACUAUUAUGGCUCGCAUGUACAACCAGACUGGAAACCUUUACUCGGGUGUGUUUGACUGUCUGCUCAAGACGGUCCGCAAAGAAGGUGUGCUGGCGAUCUACAAGGGCUUCUUUGCCCACCUUGCCCGCAUUCUGCCCCACACCAUCCUGACCCUCAGCUUAGCUGAGCAGACAAACAAGCUGAUGCGACGUGUCGAGGAUCGAAUUCUACCUGAUUCUCUCCGUGAGAAGAUCUAG